GGAUGCUGACGAAGGCUUGUGAAGCUGAGAAGACAAAUUGCCCUCAUCAUUAUCUCUGGGCUUGUCAAUCAAAUAUAUUCCCUUAUUUACCUCAGCGAGGAGAGAGCCCCGGGAGCACACGGAGAGGGAGGGAGCGAGAGGAGAGCUGCUUGCCCCAAAUUCCGCACCAGGAGGGAGCAUUUCCAGCCCCUCGGGAUGGCCACCAUCACCUGCAAUCGCUUCACUGAGGAGUACCAGCUCUUUGAGGAACUGGGCAAGGGCGCUUUCUCCAUUGUCCGGAGAUGCGUGAAGGUGUUGGCAGGACAAGAGUAUGCGGCCAAGAUCAUCAAUACCAAGAAGCUCUCUGCUCGAGAUCACCAGAAGCUGGAACGAGAAGCCCGGAUCUGCCGUCUCCUGAAGCACCCCAACAUUGUGAGGCUCCACGACAGCAUCUCUGAAGAGGGCCACCAUUACCUGAUAUUUGACCUGGUCACCGGCGGAGAGCUGUUUGAGGACAUUGUGGCCAGGGAGUACUACAGCGAAGCGGAUGCCAGCCACUGCAUCCAGCAGAUCCUGGAGGCCGUCCUGCACUGCCACCAGAUGGGGGUGGUUCACCGGGAUCUGAAGCCCGAGAAUCUGCUGCUGGCAUCCAAGCUGAAGGGUGCUGCUGUCAAGCUGGCUGACUUUGGCCUUGCCAUCGAGGUGGAGGGGGACCAGCAAGCGUGGUUUGGUUUCGCCGGCACCCCGGGAUACCUCUCCCCCGAGGUGCUCCGGAAGGACCCUUAUGGCAAAGCCGUGGACCUGUGGGCUUGCGGUGUCAUCCUCUACAUCCUGCUGGUUGGGUACCCACCCUUCUGGGAUGAAGACCAACACCGUCUCUACCAGCAGAUCAAGGCUGGGGCUUACGAUUUCCCCUCCCCUGAAUGGGACACGGUCACUCCUGAAGCAAAAGAUCUCAUCAACAAGAUGUUGACCAUAAACCCAUCCAAGCGCAUCACGGCAGCAGAGGCUCUGAAGCACCCCUGGAUAUCGCACCGUGCCACCGUGGCGUCAUGCAUGCACAGGCAGGAGACGGUGGACUGUCUGAAGAAGUUCAAUGCCCGCAGGAAGCUGAAGGGAGCCAUCCUCACCACCAUGCUGGCCACCAGGAACUUCUCCGGAGGCAAAAGUGGUGGCAACAAGAAGAAUGACGGCGUGAAGAAAAGAAAGUCCAGUUCCAGCGUUCAGUUAAUGGAAUCGUCGGAGAGCACCAACACCACCAUUGAGGAUGAAGACACCAAAGUACGGAAGCAAGAAAUCAUUAAAGUCACAGAGCAGCUGAUUGAAGCAAUAAGCAAUGGCGACUUCGAGUCCUACACGAAGAUGUGUGACCCUGGAAUGACAGCUUUUGAGCCUGAGGCUCUGGGCAACCUCGUGGAAGGCCUGGAUUUCCACCGAUUCUACUUUGAAAACCUGUGGUCCCGGAACAGCAAGCCCGUGCACACAACGAUCCUGAACCCUCACAUCCACCUGAUGGGAGAUGAGUCUGCCUGCAUCGCCUACAUUCGCAUCACGCAGUACGUGGACUCUGGAGGGAUCCCCCGCACUGCCCAGUCCGAGGAGACCCGCAUCUGGCACCGCCGGGAUGGCAAAUGGCAGAUCGUUCACUUCCACAGAUCUGGCGCGCCCUCGGUCCUACCGCAGUAAAGCCCUCUGAAGCGUGGCCCUGCCCGUGUUGGGUUUGUCACUGACUCACUACCAAGGGGAGACCCCCUCCGACAUGUUCACCUACGGGACUUUGGCUGUUGGCUCUGCUGCUUGGUUCCCGCUGGAAUAACCCCUCGCUUCUCACCGCACACACACGACAGCCCCACCGGUGCAGCACAAGCAUCCCAUCAAACCCCCUCCCUGCCGGGGUCAUGGCGCUGGGCCCCCUUCCUCUGCAUGAACCAGAAAAAGAGAAACCGUGAACUUAGACCCACGCAUCUGGCCAGUGUACAGGCCCCCCCCCAUCAGCUGCAUAGCGUUGGUGGGCCUCCUCACUACCCAGCACAUCUCCUGAACUGGGCUCAGACUCAUCGUCCACCUCCAUCCCCACCUCUGCUGGAAGCCCUCCGAGGAAGAGGGGGGCAGUUUUGAGCUGCUCUCUGCUGCAUCCUCCCUGCGUGCUGGUGGAUUUUGCUUUGCUGCUAUCAAGGUCCUCGUCUGCUGCCAUGACUCCCACCUGCUCCCAACUCUCUGAGUUCCUGCUUCCCAGCAGCCUCAUCCGGGAACUGCAAUUCAAUCCAUUUGCCAAGUCCAUUUUUCAUGCGUACCUGUGCAAGGAGGGCCGUGUUUGGAUGGGUGAGUAAAGACUAUCUGUUCUUUUUCCCUUCCCAGCACAGGCUGGCUCCUUUCCAGGAGAGCAAGUAGGUUUGCACCCUGGCUCCAGGCAACUGCUGUGCCAAGAAGGAUGCUCUCCCUCCUUCCUCCCUUCUCCCUUUGGAGCAGAGACUGGCGAUGCUGGGAGAAGAGAGGAGGAGAAUGACGACUGCUUCCCAGUACCACAUCAGCGCAGACGGGAGCUGGGGAUCUCCCAUCCAAGUCCGGGCGGUAGCAUCGCCCCUGUGCCCUCCUCACCCACCACCCAGCCCGGAUCCUUUACCCCAGCACACACCCCUGCCCCCCACAUACAGCACUGGCGUUCCUUGCUCCCAGCUCCCAGGAUGGGAUGGGGGCCAGCCAAGCUGGCUGCUGGCUCGGGGCACAAACCUCCAUGGCCCACGUGACUUCUUCCAGCGACAACAAGGAAUGCAAGCUUUAGUGACAAACUGCAGAAUCUGAUUGUGCUUCAACUAAAACAAACAAGCCUUUCGCUGUCUUCUCCUUUGAGCGCAUGCCUUUUUAUAGGGAAAAGAAACCAACCUACCGUGUAUUUCGUAACUUGAUUUUGAGUAUUUGCUGAAAUGGAUCUUUAUGUAAUAACUAGAAACAUUCAACUGUUUAAGUGGGGAGGGAGGGGGGAUUUUCAGGGGUUGCUGUUUUUCAUUGCGUUUACAUUUGAAGUGGGGUUGUUCUGCCACGAUGCUCCUACCAGGGGUGCCACGGCUGCCAGCCCCCUCCUCACACCGUGGUGGCUUGUCCCGUUCUGUCCCACAGCGUUGGGUGGCAAAGGCACCCACCUCCAGGGGCACCCACACGGCCAUGGCACCUUCCUCAUGGGUCUUCCUGCAGGGCAAACCACGGCGGUGGCUCUGGGAGUGCCACCAGCACGUGGCUUUCAGGACAGAAGACACGGCCGGGAAGGGAACGUUGGUCUCACCUCUUUUCCAUCAGGUAGAGAUCUGAGAGUGGGUGUUCUUCCGGCAAUUCUUCCACUUCACAUUCUCCUUUUUCCAACUGGAGCCUCUUCACUCACUGAUGUGAGGCUUCUGCAGCACUGCUGCCCCGGGGUACUUUCUAGCUCCACUCUCUUCGUCUGCAUGGUGUUUAACUUUCUAGACGGUGCGUGUGUUGAAAAACAAAGAAACGAACAAAAACUGCUUGUUUUGGACCUAAAAAAAAAAAAAAGAAAAAGGAUAAAAAAAAGGAAAAAAAAAAAAA
Parus major (Great Tit) is the source of this 3540-nucleotide messenger RNA. RefSeq names its product calcium/calmodulin dependent protein kinase II alpha (gene CAMK2A). The record is from RefSeq and is a predicted model, not a curated record. The transcript is spliced from 19 exons. Gene Ontology annotation, molecular function: calmodulin binding; ATP binding; calcium/calmodulin-dependent protein kinase activity. Lineage: Eukaryota; Metazoa; Chordata; Aves; Passeriformes; Paridae. Gene Ontology annotation, biological process: protein phosphorylation. Bases 196 to 1665 code for a protein of 489 amino acids. Gene Ontology annotation, cellular component: neuron projection; cytoplasm.